Pichia membranifaciens NRRL Y-2026 is the source of this 2388-nucleotide messenger RNA. RefSeq lists its product as hypothetical. Bases 1 to 2388 code for a protein of 795 amino acids. The record is from RefSeq and is a predicted model, not a curated record. Gene Ontology annotation, biological process: DNA-templated DNA replication; regulation of DNA repair. The transcript has 2 exons. Gene Ontology annotation, molecular function: single-stranded DNA helicase activity; enzyme activator activity; ATP binding. NCBI's taxonomy places the organism in Eukaryota, Fungi, Ascomycota, Pichiomycetes, Pichiales, Pichiaceae. Gene Ontology annotation, cellular component: nucleus.
AUGCUUGUGCUGAACAUCUUUGUAGCGUUAUUUUGCGCUGUGUUGGCAGAUGCCCAGCGUUCUCAGCCAAAGAGACCUUCGUUCUACAAGGACUCGAAACACAUUGUUGAGCUGAAUCCGUCGAUUUUUUCAGACGUGGUGUACGGCUCGAACUAUACCACGAUUGUCGAGUUCUAUGCUCCUUGGUGUGGGUAUUGCCAGCAGCUCAAGCCUGAGUACGAGAAGGCAGCCAAGCAGGGCCACCAUUUCGCACAGUUUGCCGCUAUGAACUGCGACGAGGAAAAGAACAAGAAGUUUUGCCAGUCGCAGAAGAUCGAGGGCUUCCCGACGCUUUUGACAUACAGACCGCCAAAGACGUUUUUGGAUUCCGCCCCAAGAAGCCAGCAGUAUGCGAUUCAGAAGUACGAGAACGACAGAUCCAGCUCGGGCAUUGUCAACGCGAUGAAGGGUACGAUCAAGUCAUUUUCCAAAAAGCUCUCGCUGCCUAAGCUCCCGAUGUUCUUGUCUACUAUGACUCCAAACUCUCUCCCAAAGGUACUGAUGAUCACCGAUAAGGCUCAAAAUUCUCCAAUGUACAAGGUUCUUGCUACUGAUUUCAGAGGCAGCUUGGAGUUUUUCCACCUCACAGUGAACAGCGACUCUGAAAAAGCUUUGGUAAGAGACUCGAUUCCUGAACUUGUCGAGCCAUUCGAAAUUCCGAGUCUUUUGGUCGUGAACCCAACUGACGGUGUAAUUGCUUAUAAGGGUGAGAUGAAAAAGAGGCCAGUUGCCGAGUUCCUCACCCGGUUUGGUGUCCCUGUAGAAGGUGAAUUUAAAAAAGGUCAGCAGCAGCAAGGUGAAGUGAAGAUUGAAGAUUCGCCACAAUCUAAAACCCUCUCCUCAUUGCUCUCCGGGAAUAAAAAGCAAAGAGAAAAGCCAAGAACGUACCAGUAUCAUCCGUCUUCCUCGCAAGCGAACCAAUUGACGCCAUCAUCUUCAUCUUCACCACAGAACUCAUGCCCUGUGAAAAGAGAUCGAGAGAAAGAACGGGACGACGAAAUGACUGUAUCAACGGAGACAAAGAAACCCAAGAAUGCGACAGUGGAAAACUUGAAGCUCACAUGCCACUUACCACUUUCCGAAAGAUUGAGACCCACUGAUGUGACCCAAUACAUAGGGCAAUCGCAUCUUGUAGGACCACGAGGAAUUCUACGAGGUUACUUGAAGCACGGGAGGAUACCGUCCCUCAUACUAUGGGGACACCCGGGAACAGGAAAAACGACACUUGCCCGGAUAUUGGCCAAGGCGGCGCAUUUAAGGGUCAUUGAGAUGAGUGGCGUUAUGAACGGAGUCGCAGAUUGCAAAAAGGCUUUUGAGGAGGCCAACAACGAAAUGAAGCUUACAAGGAAACCAACUAUCAUAUUUGUUGAUGAGAUCCACAGGUUUAGCAAAAGCCAGCAAGACAUUUUUUUGAGUUACGUAGAGCGUGGAGUGAUCAUAUUGAUCGGCGCCACGACGGAAAACCCCAGCUUCAAUGUUAACAAAGCCUUGCUUUCCCGAUGCAGGGUUUUUGUUUUAGAUAAGUUAGACAACGACGAAAUGAGAGAGCUUGUCGGUCGAGGCCUUGUCGAGGUAAACAAAGUGAGGAAACUAGUGCAUAACAUAAGCGUAUUGAAGCUGAGCAAGGAGGCGAUAGAUUGGAUCGUGGGGGUGGCGGACGGAGAUGGACGGUUAGCGUUGGGCUGCAUUGAGCUCAUCGACUCGAAUUUCGUCAAUGAGGAAAAGGAAGAGUCUGGAACACCCGAUGACGUCAGCCUCGAAGAUGUCAAGAACAUCUUGAAGAAGUCGACGGUAUUAUACGACAGGGUGGGGGAUGCACACUACGAUACCAUUUCGGCUUUCCACAAGUCGAUCAGGGGCUCAAAUCCCGAUGCGGCCAUGUAUUAUUUGGCCAGAAUGUUGAGAGGCGGCGAAGAUCCUUUGUACAUAGCCAGGAGAAUGAUAAGAAUUGCGAGCGAAGACGUUGGCGUUCUAGACGACACGUGUUUACCUUUUGCAAUUGCCGCGUACCAAGCUGUGCAAUUUGUCGGCCUUCCUGAAGCCGACCUGGCCUUGGUGCAUUGUGCAGUCAAACUAGCCCGGGCGCCCAAGAGUGUGGAGAUAUACCGCAGCUGGAACGAAAUGAAGACGUGGAUGGCUGAACCAGGGGUCGAGGGCGCCGAGAUCCCAUUGCACUUGCGAAAUGCGCCUACUAAGUUAAUGAGCGACUUGGGCUACAGCAAGGGCUACAAGUACAACCCGCACUUCAAGAACGGGACGGUUCGGCAGAGCUAUUUCCCGGACGCUCUUGGCGAGCAUGUGUUCUUGAAACACAAACAUCUCGGUGACCUCAUCGACAAGGACGUCUGA